Musa acuminata subsp. malaccensis (wild Malaysian banana) is the source of this 1357-nucleotide messenger RNA. Its product is annotated as elongator complex protein 5. The record is from RefSeq and is a predicted model, not a curated record. Gene Ontology annotation, molecular function: tRNA binding. Gene Ontology annotation, cellular component: cytosol; elongator holoenzyme complex; nucleus. Gene Ontology annotation, biological process: tRNA wobble uridine modification. NCBI's taxonomy places the organism in Eukaryota, Viridiplantae, Streptophyta, Magnoliopsida, Zingiberales, Musaceae.
CGAACAGUUGCCAGGGGUUUUAGGGUUUCUAUUCCCGCCUGGGGGUUCUACGAUGGCGGAAUCGAUCUCAAGGUCACUGAGGGACGGUUGCUUGGAAGGAGAGCACGCGCCGGCCCUGACCAUCGAAGACUCCCUUGCUUGCCCUCUCGGUUCCCACGUCUUCGAUCACUUCCUCGCCAAUCUCGCGUCCCAAAUCGCCGAUGGAACAUCUCAAGCACGUGGCUUGGUGCUCGUUGCGUUGAAUCGGAGCCCGUCGUUCUAUAUCGAUUUGCUAAGGCGCAAGGGGGUAGACGCAUCGCUGGUUGAUAAAUGGGUUCGGAUUCUGGACUGCUACUCGGACCCGCUCGAUUGGAAGGACCGAAUUCCGCCGUUAAUGAAUGUUCAAAAGCCCUCUACGAGGGAAAACGUCUCUUUCUUCAGAGAUGUGAGGGACAUCAAUAAGCUGUUGUCUUCAGUUCUUGACCUUGGAAAAGGGUUUGUUGGGCAAGGCAAGACUCGCUUUGCAGUAGCUGUUGACCUGGUUAGUAAUUUGCUGCGACACACAUCAUUACCAUCAGUUGCAGGCCUACUUAAUAAUCUUCGCAGCAAUGAUCAAAUUUCAUGUAUCUUUUGGUUAAUACACUCGGACCUUCAUGAACCCAGGGUCUCCACAGCUCUUGCAUAUGUGUCUACUGUGGUUGCUAGUGUACAGCCAAUAAUGCAGCUUACUGAUGAACAUAGAAGUCGACGAGACUUUCUAUGGCUUGAGAAGAAUUCUUGUAAAGCAAAAUUUUACGUACGCCUUAAACGUCGCAAUGGGAGAGUGAAGCUACUUGCAGAAGAGCUACACAUGGAUCAAGUUGGUGUUAAAUUUGCAGCUGUAACCUCUGAAAAUUCAUUUGUCAACAAAAGCCUUUUGCCAAAGGUACAGUUCAAUCUUCAGCUAUCAGAUCAGGAACGUGUUGAUAGGGCAAAAGUUGUUCUUCCAUAUGAACAUCAAGGCAAUGGUGAGGCCAUACAGAUCUAUGAUGGGCGGCGAUCUCUUUCUGACGACCAGAAGGAUCCGCAUUUAGUCCAGCCGUCUACUUUCUCAGUGAUGACAGACGCCCAGGCCACUUCUGGGAAUGGUGAAAUACAUUAUAUUCGUGAUUCAGAUGAUGAGCAACCAGAUUCAGAUGAGGACCCAGAUGAUGAUUUGAAUAUUUAAGAUGACCCGGAUCAUCUGAUGUUGCUGUGUCUCUUCCUGUUGAUCCCAGAACGCACAUAUCAAAUGCCAUCAUUUCACACGGCAUGAGUCUGUAACUCGUCUUCCUUGCUUGUGCAAACUCUGUUAAGACUGGAUAUAUAGCUUUGAUAAAGAAAAGCAAUUUUGCUAAAA